AUGGCUAGCCAGCAGCAGCGCGGGCCGAGGCCGGCCCCAUACUGCUCGAAGUCACCGCCCGAGCAGCCGCUGCAGGUGAAGGUGGUGGGGCUCUUCAAAAGCUCCAGCUUUCACAUCGCGAAGAGCGCGGCCGAGAGUCUGAAGAGUAAUUAUCCAACCAAAUUUGAAGAUCCUAUAAUAGUUCCUCUUCAAGAAUUUGCAUGGGAUCAAUAUCUACAGGAGAAAAAAAGGGAACUCAAGAAUGAGAUCUGGGAGUAUUCUUCCUGCGUGAUGUGUUUUGUUAAUGAUCAGUUCCUGGGUGAUGCAUUUGAUCUUCAGAAAUGGGCUCACAAGAUGUGGGAUGUAGUUGAUUUUAAGCCCCCUGCACUUUAUGAGGCACUUACUGUGGAUUAUUCUGCUAAAUUCUUAAGAGACACCAAGCAUGGUUUUGUGUUCUUGGACAUUUCUAUUGAUUUUCAUCCAAUUGGAAGGUUGGUUUUUGAGCUAUACUAUGAUGCAUGUCCCAAAACAUGUAGAAAUUUUCAGGUCUUGUGCACAGGAAAAGCAGGGUAUUCUCAGCGUGGCAUCAAGCUACAUUACAUGGGUUCAAUUUUUCAUCGAAUAGUACAGAAUGGUUGGAUACAAGGAGGAGAUAUAGUAGCUGGAAAAGGAGAUGAUGGCGAGUCAAUUUAUGGACCAACAUUUGAAGCUGCUGUCAGAUCACCCAGACUCCUGUUUGGAGGCAGAGGCUCAGACAACGUGGGCCUUCUGUCCAGCAGGAGACGGAUCUCUUAGCUCAACUCCCUGCCUGCCCCCGGGGACAACCCCGUGCCUCCGUUGAUUAUCCCUCACUCCUACGCUCAUACUUUUGGGGAGAUUUAGUCUCCAGAUGGAGGCCUAGCUGUCCUCUGGUGCCUGGGGAGGCCCAGUGUGUUUACGGAGGCCUCCAUUACUCAGUAUGUCUGCAGGUGCAGAAUUAGAAAUUCAGCAACCCAUCAAACGAAAACGAGAGAUGCCUCUGAGGGAGAGAUGAGGACUGUGCUCAGAACAGCAAAACAUGGGUUUCCCUCUCUCUUUCACGCCCUGUGGGAUAUUUACACAUCGGACAGCCAGGCCUUCCUCUGCAUCUCUCUCAUUGAACCCUAUUACCACGAGCUGCAGAAUCAAAACCAAGGGCUUGCUAAAAAAAAAAACAAAAAAAAACACAAAACCUAAAACCACAAAACUCACUUUUAUUAAGGUUAACACAGUGAAUUUAAAAAGAAUGAAAUAAAUAAUAAUUUAACUGGA
Messenger RNA from Neofelis nebulosa (Clouded leopard), 1269 nucleotides. It is a transcript of the gene PPIL6, whose product is annotated as peptidylprolyl isomerase like 6. Gene Ontology annotation, molecular function: peptidyl-prolyl cis-trans isomerase activity. Gene Ontology annotation, biological process: protein peptidyl-prolyl isomerization. The transcript has 7 exons. The coding region runs from base 1 to 774 and encodes 257 amino acids. Lineage: Eukaryota; Metazoa; Chordata; Mammalia; Carnivora; Felidae. The record is from RefSeq and is a predicted model, not a curated record.